Messenger RNA from Haplochromis burtoni (Burton's mouthbrooder), 14124 nucleotides. RefSeq names its product par-3 family cell polarity regulator alpha, b (gene pard3ab). Bases 6578 to 10717 code for a protein of 1379 amino acids. Gene Ontology annotation, cellular component: adherens junction; apical plasma membrane; cell cortex. The transcript has 26 exons. Gene Ontology annotation, molecular function: phosphatidylinositol binding; protein binding. Gene Ontology annotation, biological process: intracellular protein localization; establishment of centrosome localization; cell adhesion. The record is from RefSeq and is a predicted model, not a curated record. NCBI's taxonomy places the organism in Eukaryota, Metazoa, Chordata, Actinopteri, Cichliformes, Cichlidae.
AUGGAGCUGUCUGGCAGGAGGAAAAGAGAAGACCUCAGAGGAGGUUCUUGGUUGUCGGUGUGACAGGAUGCUAGGGAUAGGUGUGAUGGAGGCAGGUGAUCUGCUGUGUUGACCCCUAAAGGGAGCAGCUCAAAAAAAAUACUAUCCUAAUAUUAUUCAUUCUCGACUUUAGGGUUAUCUCCUUGUAGGGCUCUGGAGCUAUCCCAGCACAGCUGCUACAUUUUAGAUUGCUUCCUAGAACCACUUGAACUUAAGUGAUUGUGUUUUCAUCUUGGACCUCAAACUUGCUCAGAGAGCAACUGAGCAGCCUAUCGUGUUGAGGAUCAUCACGAGUGCUUAGUGUUAGCUCUCCAAACAAAAUGUUUUUGUUAAAGGGUUCAUGGUCGCUUGUAGUUUUCUUUCCCCCCCAAAACUGAUGGGGUUUUUAUUUUGAAUUUGUUCCCUGGUGUGAGGAGGCCAAUUCCGACUUCGACUGACCAUCCUGAUGAAUCUGAAAAUGCAUUUGGUGGAAGAAAAGCCUCAGCUGCGGCUAGCAUGCCAUUCUGCACAGGGCGUUCAGCCACGCCAGUACAAUCUUAAAUAUAAUUGAGAUGAAAUUUCCAUUGAACUGGUGCCAUUUCAAGUCAGUGGAUGAGAUACAGCGUGCGUCACAGACAUGCGAGUGGCCAGGCUGGCAGUUUCAGGGAAUGCAAUUGAAAAAUGACAGCCCCUCUGGAAGCGGUGUGGUGGUGUCCAAGGACACAACCUUAAACUAGAAACCAAAUGUAAAUAAGAUGCGGUUUUUCAGUUCUGUGAGCGGCGUUGCAGAUGUUAUGGUGCAGCUAAUAAUCUUCUUACUAGUUGUAUUGGGAACAUUACCAAUACAUUGGUAUUCAGGAUGUAGAAGAACUGUAGACUUUAGAUCUCAGAUUUCAUAUCUCAACUUCAGUUAGAUUUUAAGGCACUAAUAUUAAUACUUGAAUAUCUUCAGGUGCCAUGGUGCUUUUCAGGUUGCUUGUUAGGGUCUGAAAUGCCUUGGGGGUGUAGGUGUUCAGCUGCAUUGCACCUUUUUUUUUUUUAACAUUGCGGUAAUUGUGUGUCAAUGUGUGGAUGUGAGAAUUAAUGCAAGACUGAUUGUACGCUCAAAUGUAACUAUGAACGCCCUUGAGGAGAGUCUGAAAAUGUGCAUAAUCCUUGUCCCAACUGGUCAAGGAUUAUCACAUCAUGCCUCACUCUGUGAUUUUAGGUUCUUGGGGAGGAGGCCUUUUAAAAGUGGCCUUUGGAAGUACCUCUAACCACUUUGCCAGCUGGCGUGAUUAGACAACACAGAAGCAUAUACUGCACGUGACCUUUAGACUUGACUCCCUGAAAACCUGACUUUUAUUUAUAUUUUUUUUAUAAUUUUCCUCUCGAUCACUUGAAGAACACAAGAUGAAACUUGCCAACUGAACUCUUGAGCACGAUGGAGGGAGGCCUUAGUUAAUAAGGGAGCAGAUCACAAGACUUAAUGGCACAGAGAGCUUAAAGUUGAGAGAGUGCGAUGUAAACAGAUUACUCGAACUCUGGCUUGGGUCCAGUCGGCCGAGCAUUGGCAGCCCAACCAUGUGAAGCAAGGUCUGCUCCAUAUGGAACUGCAUCCCUCGGCCGGCCUUGCAGACAGAGUAGGCCAUGCAGACACAGGCUGACAGCAGCCUAUUUUAGGUGAUGGAUGCUUCAAAAAUUAUUAGCAGCACUCGAAGAUCUCUUGAUGAAUGCUUGCAUCACAGGGUGGUGUUUAGAGGUCAAGAUUUUUUUUUUCCCCGCCCAUUCUGUUCAGCUGUAGGCUUUCUUCCAUAAACAAGGGAAGAGCCUGAAUGUAAACUUGUGCAUGGAAGAAUAACCCAGAAGCUAGUAAAAAAAGUGUCUACAUCUGUGCUCAUGUUUUUGUCCAUCUUUGUCCGUCAAACUUUCUGCUAAUAGCCAAAUAGUUUCGCUAUGAAAGAGAGUGUUCACAGAAGGAUGUUUAUGAAAAACCUGAUUGUGUGGCUGAGUGUUUUCAGGAGAAUAAAGUCCUUGUAGAAGCUGAAAUCAAGAAAAUGUAAUGGCUUGAGUGUUAGAUUCUCCCCUCCCUAAGUAGAGCAACACUAAAGCUACACUGUGUACGUUUUCUAAAACAAAUGGACCCAUAAAACAUCUGGUAUGAAAUGAAAACUUAGCAGUCCAUGUUAUUGAAGCCAUUAGCAAUUUGAAUGAUUGCUUACAGAACAGUGUCAUUGCUUGUACUGAGAACACUGCGCCAUAUUCAUCUUUGUGCCUUUUUUUUUUAAUUUUUAAAGAAAAAUUUGGUUCAACAGUCGACCUGCAGUGAAUUUACACUGGAGUUCUGUGGCUUCAGCCUCAGUAACAUUUAGACUGUCUCAACUGAUAGUUAUACUAAGCUGGCCAAGUGUAGCUGGGUACUCAUCAACUUUCUCCCGUAAAAAACGCCGAGGUUUCAUAGCCUAGACGACGUCUCGUAGAGCAGAAAGGAACAAUAUUCUCUUUGGACCCCGAGCUGUUUGGGCAGAGUGUGGAAGGACCUUUUCCUUUCUCUGGUUUAAAACUAAGCAAAGAUUUUAUGUCUUGCACUCUUUCAAUUUUGCUUCAUGUUAUAAAAGCAUGUGAACCUGCCUUUGGAGUUGCAUCUGGCUGGGAGAACUGGUCGCUCACAUCAUUUUCCUAAUUAUAGGGCUGCAAAUCACAAGAUAUUAUUCAUUUUCCAUGUUGAAUUUUGCUGAUUAUUUUGCUUUUCAUUUCAUUGGGUUUUUUAGGAAAGUAAGUCAAAAAUGUUUUCUUUUCACAAAAUUGCUACAUUUGAAUUUUCUGUCAGUCUGGGUCUUCUGUUUGCCCAUUUCAGCUCAGAUUCAAGUAGAGCAGAACUCUCUAUAACUGCUUAUUUUAUGAUCUAUUGGCCUGUUGUGGUGCUUGUUAGCAAGAAGUGGAGUCCCUAUCUGCCCUCUACUACUUGCAGACUCUGCAUGAUUUGCUUUAGAACAGAGUAUCAGAUAAAUGUAAAAUGAAUGUGCAUUUGUUUUCAGCGUGCAGACUGGCCUUGUUCAUAGGAUGACUGUCCCUUGUCCAUUAAGUGGACAGACACCGACUGAAAUGUCAAGGACUUGCUGUGUGUGGCUUGCUGAGCACAGGGAGAGGAUUGUCUCUGAGGAAUGUCAGGACAGUACAGCUCAGAUGUAGCGUAUCCCUCAGUGCACCGUGCUACAAAUUGGAUGUUUGAUUAAGUCAGGAGAAUAUUCUUACUAAAACUGUUCUCUUGCUUUUCUGCUGUUGACCCUUUAUUUUUGUUCAGAUUUUCCAAACUCUCGUUUUGCUUCUGUGUGUUGUUGCUUUCCUCUGGAAUUCCCAGUAUAAGUGUUCUUAGAAGGUAAUUUUAUUUUCCCCCUCAUAACAGACUUUCUCAUUCUCAGCCAGAUGUUAAUUACUGGCAGCUAAGUGAGAAACCUGGUGGUAUUGUGAUGCAAAGUGCAAAGCUUAGACUGCCAGGCAUGUUCUCCAUGGAAACCCAAAUGCAUUUCAAAGGGAUGGCGGGUACUGCAUCGGCAUAAUUCAUAUUUUUGAAACAUGGUUGUAACCAGAGAUAAAUGCAAGGUUACUCUUUGUGCAAAAGAAAAUUUGAUGUUGAGCAGAGGAAAGAGGAACCCACAUUAGCAUAGCACAAAUGAUUUAUGAGUGUAGAUUAAUGAUGUCCCUUUAAAUUGAAUUCAGUACUUAGGCUGAUAAGGCUUUGUCUGCUAAAUAUAGGACGGGCCAAAUGAAAGCUGUGCCUGUGACAGAUGAUUAUUGGCCUUCAAGCAGAGCACAGACACACAAGGGCCUUGAACUCCAUUCUUCAUCCUCUCCGGGAUGACUGUAGGAGUGUUGCAGUUGCUUCUGGUGCAGUUGACAAAGAAAAUGGAUGGAAAGGUAUCACCUGAUGCCUGAUUCUAAAGACUAGCAGUGUAGGUCGUUUUUAAAAUAAUUUCGUCGUAUUAGUCCUGUGAGCUAAAGCUGAGGAGCUGAUGUCCGUGCAGUAGACUGAUGUCAGUCAUCUGGAGAAACCGCUCUGUGAGAUCAGCAUGCUGCUCAACUGGAAAAACUGCUUUCUGCCUGACCAGUUAAUGUACAACAUUUAGAUAGCGCCACCAAGUGGGUACUCAAGAUAACAGAGGGCCUGCAAUUUAAUUUUUUUAUCCUGUCAACUUUGUCGACUUGUGUUGACGUUGCCAUAUCAACCUUUCUUGUGCCGUUUGUGAUUCACAGACAUAAAGUGCAUGAUCGAAGUGCAUAUUAAGGUUGUACUAGUUCAAUUGCAGAUUUUUGCCAGUACCAGUUACGAGUUUGGAUUAAGAAAAACGUAUAAAAAAAUACCAACAGAGGCUCUCAAACUCUCACUGAGAUGGUUUCUGUUGAGGUGAACAGUAGAGGGAUCAACUGAAGGCCUAGAUGCAUCUCUCAGGUACUGUGUUUGGUCUUUGCACGAUUAUUUCUCAAGGACAUGACUUUUAGAUUUAUUAUUUUAAGGCCUGCAACUUUGUUUUUGUCCUCUACUUGUCCAGUUCCUCAAAAUUUUGAAGGGUAGUCUGCACACAGCCUUUGGAGAAUCACCUUAUUGGUGUGAAAAUACUACACGUUUCAGUUAUACCUGUCAAACUUAAUAGAUUCAACUAAAGAAUUAGGAAUGUUCGUGUUACAGACCUUCAGAAAGCCGAGAGAGCUAUUGCUGAAAGCUACUUUUAAAAGUAGUAAGUUUCAUGUAGUCCCUGUGAAACAGUUUGUUGCUGGAGGAAGCCACCUCAGCCCAGAUGGCAUCGAAUUACUGGUGUAUCACAGUGGAAGAUGGGUUUUCCUGUCUUUUCUCGUUAGUGGGCAGGAAAUUAGUGUUGAGGAAAUGCAUGGAGGGGGGUGGCUGUGCUUUCAGAGAGACAUCAGAGUCAUUGAGAGUUCAGUUUAUAUACUGUAGCCAUUUCAAACUCUAAUUUGAUUAAUGGUGAAUAACUGACCAUUGUUUUGCUCUGGAGAGCAGAAGGGAGCUAAGUGUAGCUACUAACAAUGAGGAGGAUACAACAGACAAUGUAUAUAAAUAUCACUGAAAAAAUUUAGAUAUUUUUAUGUAACAUAAAUGAAAGACAUUUUUGGUCUGUUGUGAGUUGGUGAAACCAGAAACGGUGUUCUCCAAGACACGAGAGAGAACAGUAGUGAUGCUGCGGUGAAGGAACAUCUGAAGUCAUAGAAAACAGUGGCAGUUGUUUAAUUGUGAUCCAAGAUUUUAAAAAAAGACCUAAAAUAAGGAUUAAGAGAAAAAGAAAAACACCACAAAUAAAUGCAUGUUAUUUUACACCAGCUGGUGCUCUGUUAGGGCUAUUUUAGGAAAACUACAACGAGUUCAAUAAGUGAGAUAUUUCUUACUGCAGAGCCUGAAGCCAAUCCAGAGAUGAGAUAUUUUGGGCUUCAUUGGCAGGUGUAAUUUGGUGGCAGUGGAUUCUGCUGAAGUUUCUUUCUGCAGGAAGGUUUGAGUUUUGCUUAGUUCACAGAACGUUGCAGAAAGGAAGUGAUAAAAAAACAAUAAGCUGGAAAAUGUAAGAUCUGCUAAUGAAGUAGCUUGAGAGAAUCUUCUCUGCACGAUGACCAAACGUUCCAGCGUUUACCUUUGUUGCAUAAAUGUUGCACGAAGUUGCAUGCAAAAAGUAGCUUGACACAUUCCCUCUAAAAUGUUGUGGCUUUUACAAAGCUUCCUUUUCAGCUUUGUUCUGUAGAAACGAGUUAAAGCUGAAGAAAAUGAUUUCUGUAAUAAACUGUGCAUUCUGAAUACUUCUAACUUGAAUGCAGCUUAUUUUACUGCUGUCAGCAGAGGCAGAAUAGGGCCUUCGCGGGAUAAAAAGCUUACUGUGUGAAAGAACUGUGUCAGGUUUGGCCUGGGACUGCUGCCUCUUUUGACAUGAUCGAACAAGAUUGUGUGUGUGUGUGCAUUCAGCUCUCAAGUUUGCCCUCUCGCACACAUGAAUUAGGACACCAAACCCAACACGCCUGGCAUUUCAAAGAGGAGGCCAUUUGUUGAAGACAAGCGCCCCAUUUAGACUAUCCUGAUCCAUGUAUUGAAGUGUGCCCAGAGUCGCAACCCUGUAGGUUGGACUUCAAUAUUCAGUUGCACUCGUGUCCCAGUAAAGGAAUGUAUGAGUUUUAUCUUGUUUUAGGAACAUCCUUCUCUUCAUGCAGAAUGAGACUUUGUCUGCAAACGAGAAUCCAUACGCUGGCUAAAGGUUUCUCUGCUUAGGGAAACAAGCAGCCAUUUAUGUUGAAAAGUCGUAAAUCCAGAAGUGGGAAAUUGAUCUGCUGUAAAGGCUUGUAACUACAAAUCACUGCAUAGUCAGCCUUGUUAUGGCAGAUAUUAUAAUUGUAUUUCUCAAACUGUGGUGCUGAUGGAAGUGGCACGAGGCUGUACUUCUCCAAAACGGCCUCGGAGGGGAAGUCAAGUUGAUGGUUGUGUUGAAAAGCAUUGUCUGUCCCAUUGUUCCAGCCAUCAACUGCUGUUUAAACUUCGGUGAAGACGGUUUUGUGACCUUAGCUUUGCUGUAAGCUCUUUUCACCAAUGAACCUUGGACGUUUUCAGGAGAAUCAGGAUGCCAGCUACUGGCUGCAGGUUCACCGGUUGGAGCAUGGUGAUGGGGGAAUCCUCGACCUGGAUGAUGUGCUUUGCGAUGUGGCUGAUGACAAAGACAGGUUAAUAGCUAUAUAUGAUGAACAGGAACCCCAUCAUGGUGGUGAUGGCACCAGUGCCAGCUCCACAGGCACCCAGAGCCCCGACCUGUUUGCUGCAGACCUCAGCGCAGGCAGUGGAGCCUCUGCUUUCCAGCCUUACCAGGCCGCCAGCGAGAUCGAGGUCACGCCUUCGGCCCUGCGCACCAAUAUGCCCCUCCACGUCCGGCGCAGCAGUGACCCUGCUCUGAUGAUCAAUGGGCCGUUCAGCGGCGGUGAGUCACGGGUCCAACCAGAUGAGACGCCAUCAAGGAAGAACCCAACCCGCUGGUCGACCACCGCUGGCUUCCUGAAAGCUCGCCACUCGUCUGGCACAAAUAGCCUGGAAAGGAAGGGUAAAGGGAUGGACACGUACCGCAGUCUGCCACGAGACGCUGGGACCUGGGCCAAUCAGAGAGAAUUCCAGAGAGAGACAGCACGGUCAUCGCUCAGCGCCAAUCAUCCCAUGGUGGACCGCUGGCUGGAGAGACAGGAACAGGAGGAAGCGGCAAGAGAAGAAGAAAACGGACGGAUCGAGCCUGUUGGCCGAGCUGACUCCAUUGACCACACUGCUGUGAGAUCACUAGAAGACAUUGUCAAACUGGUGGAGGUGUCAAACGACGGUGGGCCCCUGGGGAUCCACGUGGUGCCUUUCAGUGGCAGGGACCGCAGGACUCUUGGCUUGUUGGUCAAGCGUCUGGAGAGAGGAGGGAAGGCCGAGCAGCAGAGCCUCUUCCAGGAGAACGACUGUAUCGUCCGUAUCAAUAACGGAGACCUGCGAAACAUCAGAUUUGAACAAGCCCAGAAUAUGUUCCGUCAAGCCAUGCGCUCUCCGGUCAUCAUGUUCCACGUGGUGCCGUCAUCGAUGAAGGCCCACUACGAGCAGCUGUCCCACGCUGAGAGGAACCCCGUGUACGCCUCGGGCCGUUUCAGCCCCGACUCCCUCAGCGGCAGCACUGUGUCAGGCAUCGACCACACGCCACAGCGGAUGUCCCGGCACGGUUCCCAAACGCACCCACACUCCCAUCCGUACCCCCAUGUGCUCUCAGAGCCGACUGACGGUUACCCCCCUCUGCUUCACCCCGCGGUUUCUGCGGCCAAGCCCCCGACAGGUCACGCCCAUUCACCGCAGAAGGGGAUGAAUUCCACGCCAGCAGGAGGCUAUACGAAAAAAGUCGGGAGGAGGCUCAGCAUUCAGCUAAAGAAAGGCCCCGAGGGACUCGGCUUCAGUAUAACGUCACGGGAUGUUCCCAUCGGGGGCUCAGCACCCAUCUACGUGAAGAAUAUCCUGCCUAGAGGAGCUGCUAUCCAAGAUGGCCGUCUCAAGGCAGGAGACAGGUUGCUAGAAGUGAAUGGCGUGGACCUGAAUGGGCGGACCCAGGAGGAAGUGGUCUCCUUGCUUAGAGCUACACCCAUGGGCGGGGCUGUGGGGCUGUUGGUUUUACGCCAGGAGGACUCUUUCCUACCCCGAGAAGUGAAUGCUGAGCCCCAGAUGCAAAUCCCCAGAGAUUUGCAUCCACGGCAGCCUGUGACAGCCGGGAAACACCAUUGGCUGAUAGAGAAGACAGAGGAGGACGAGUUGGUCCUGACCCCUGAUGGGACCAGAGAGUUCCUGACCUUUGAGAUCCCCCUCAGUGACUCGGGUUCUGCAGGUUUGGGUGUGAGCGUUAAAGGCAACCGCUCCAAGGAAAACCAUGCAGAUCUGGGCAUCUUUGUCAAAUCCAUCAUAAAUGGAGGUGCAGCCUGCAAGGACGGGCGACUGCGAGUAAAUGACCAGUUGAUUGCUGUCAACGGCGAGUCGCUAUUGGGCAAAACCAACCAAGACGCUAUGGAGACGCUACGCAAGUCCAUGUCAACUGAAGGCAACAAGCGUGGUAUGAUCCAGCUCAUUGUGGCCAGGCGAGUUGCCAAAAGAAAUGAGGAGACACCAGGGAGCCCACUGGGACCCCAGCAGAUUUUAAACACCUCCCUAGAUGACCACGAGCGCCGAAUCUCCCACUCGCUGUAUGGUGGCCUGGAGGGCCUCGAUGACAACUUGAUGCCCCGGCAAGGCAUGCUGCCACGCACGAUAGGAAACUAUCAGCUCUCACCGACCGUCAACAUGCCGCAGGACGACACAGUGAUCAUAGAAGAUGACCGGCCGCCGCUUCUUCCACCCCACCUUUCCGACCAGUCGUCCUCGAGCUCGCACGAUGAUGUCGGCUUCGCAGCUGAUGUGACUCCACCGUGGACCAAAGAGCUGCCCAAUCAGAAUCACAGCUCUGCGGCUCCAGAUGAAAAUCAUCCAGAUGGUGCUUUCCAGAGGGAAGGUUUUGGACGCCAGAGCAUGUCAGAGAAGCGCACCAAGCAAUUUGGAGACGCCUCUCAACUUGAAAUCAUCAAGACACGCAAGUCCAAGAGCAUGGAUUUAGUAGCCGACGAGAUUAACCUCACACCUCAUCCUGAGACCUACACAGGUUCUUCCACAAAGGACGUGGGGCCAUCGCUGGGCCUAAAGAAGUCCAGCUCGCUCGAGAGUCUCCAGACAGCAGUAGCAGAGGUAACUCUGAACGGGGACGUCCCCUUCCACAGGCCUCGCCCUCGUAUCAUCAGGGGGCGGGGCUGUAACGAAAGCUUCAGAGCAGCCAUCGACAAAUCCUACGACCGACCGGCCGCCACGGAAGAGGACGACGAGGGCAUGGAGACAUUGGAGGAGGACACUGAGGAGAGUUCACGGUCGGGGAGAGACUCUGUGUCAACAGUAGCGGACCAGACGCCGCUGUCGAUUACCGAAAAGCCACUGGUCAACGGCACAAACCGCACCAAAGAGGAGAAGAAGAAGGACAAAGACAAGGGAGGGAAGGAAAAGAAGAAGCCGGAGGGAGGGAAGGAGAAGGACAAGGGAAAACCUAAGAAGGGGAUGUUGAAGGGACUCGGAGACAUGUUCAGGUUUGGGAAGCACCGAAAGGAUGAGCGGCUGGGGGAAAAGAUUGAUCGUAAAGGCUCCAGCAAGUGGAGGCCAGAGGAGACGCAGGUGUCGGACGAGGAGACCAUGAAGAUGAGGAUGGAGCAAGAAAGGAUCCAAGCUAAGACCAGAGAGCUGCGGGAGCGUCAGGCCAGGGAACGAGACUACGCUGAGAUUCUGGAUAUAAGUCGAUCGCCGGAGAGAUCCUCUGAGGAGGACCACCAGUACGCUGGCAUCAACCAACUUAACAGCUCCAUGGACAGUGGCCAUAGUCGCCCCCACAGCCCCCGUGAUGAGCACCCUCACAUCCAUCCACAGCACCAGCACUCCGAUACCCUCUACACCCAAGUUAGCAAGGCGCGCAACGAGCGACCUCCGUCUGCAGACAGUAACAGACUAACCCCCAGCAACCACGACCGGAUACAGAGGCUGAGGCAAGAGUUUCAGCAGGCCCAGAAUGUCCCGGACGACCCAGAUGAUCGCAGGAGGACCUACAGCUUCGAGCAGCCCUGGUCAAACACCAGCAGCAACGGUCCAGGCGGGUACAGCCAGCCAGGCCGUCACUCGGUGUCGGUCGAGGUGCAGAUGCAAAGACAGAGGCAGGAGGAGAGAGACUCGUUCACCCAGGCGCAGCGACAGUACAGCUCCCUGCCACGGCAACCCAAGAAGAACCCUAGCACCAUCUCCCAAGACUCUUGGGAAAAGGCAUACCCACCUGGUGAAGGGUUCCAGACUGCUAAGGACAACCCCAGGUACUCCAGCUACCAGGGCUCCAGGAACGGCUAUCCAGGUGGAGGCGGUGUCAAUGCCAGAGUCCUUCUGGAGGCCCAGGAGCUCUUGAGGCAGGAGCAGAGACGCAGAGAGCAAGAAGCCAAAGGGAAAUUAAUGCAGGAAAGUGCUGGCAACAGCAGCUAUGAGGGGUACACGGCACAUCUGAAAGACCCCGCCUCUCCUAAAGGGCCGUACCGACACGACGUGCCACCUUCGCCUUCACAGUUAGCGAGGCUUAAUAGAUUGGGUUCUGAGAAAGGAAGACUUUUUUAUUCUUGAAGAGCAUCAUUGGACUGGUUGAUGAAGAGCCAAACGAACCGAUUAGAGCCAAGGGGAUUGUUUUGAAGAAAGAAAAAUAGACACUAUGAAUCUUGACAGGGGACAACCUAGAGGUCUUAUAGUUUAGCAGUGAGCUUAUAGGUAAACAGUUGUGAAGUGUACUCGGUAUGUGGGUGUUUGUGUUCAGUCCUCCGCUGUGAGGAUGACCUAUACUAGUCAGUCAUUCACCCUCCUACAAACAGUGCCUUCUCUGCAUUCACGGACACGAAGCUUGUUCGCAGUCGUCCAGGACUCUGAUUCAUCGAGAUCUGGCAUCGUCGUGUACUGACAAUCAAAUGGGCAGACAGGCAAGUGAGUGGGCGCUUUUUUGAGCCCACGGGGAGGCGCAAGUUUCUGUGUGGGUUUUGUAUGUGGGCAUGUGACAAGGUACAUGUUUCACUAUCAAGAAUGUGUCCCGCGGAUGACUCUGCCCACCUGUCACGUUCAGCCCCGACAGAUGCUGCCGGUGUUUAUCAGCAUUCUGUUUUCUCUACUUUUAGUCUUCUCUCCACAGCAACACAACUCGCACAGUACUCCACAGGGAGCACAGAAAACAAGGCAAAGUGUGUGAAAGAAAGCGGGGUGCAUUGUGUGUGUUAUUAAUAAAAAAGACCCCCUCAUAAAUGAUUCAUAUUUUGUGUUAUCUCCAUGGAGGAGGCUCAGGCAGAGAGGGUAGACAGCUCUGAUCCUCUGCCUGGCCGCUCUGCUUGGCUCUGGGCUUGACUUGCCGGCCCGCCCGCCUGUCUGUCUGGAGCCCUCAUCCUCUCUGCGUUGUUCUCGUCUUCUCUCUGUUCAUUACGCUCCUAUUUUCUUUUUCUACCUCAACGCCCCUACCUUUAUCCUCUGCUCCCCUGCUCUCCCUUCUUUGCACAUCUCACGCCUUCGCUUCCCCUUACUCUUCCUCCUGCUACACGGUGCCACCCUCCUCCUCCUCGUCUCCCGAGUCAGGCUCUGCACUGAAUUUUUCAUCACAAGCCACCUGCUGCCUGCCAGAGCCAAAGAACGCUGCCACCGGAGGCAUCGACAGAGGGCCCGGCUUCUGACAUAAAGAGUGGAAUAAAAGCCAAAAAAAAAAAAAGACACAGAAUAAAGAUGGGAAGAGAGACAACGAGCCUCCGAGUGUGAGAUUAGCUGGAGCUUUUUCCCAGUUUUAACAAAAGGCAAAACUGUCCUUGGGAGUUAAUUGCUUUCAAUUGCUAUAAUUGCUUUUUGUAUUUUUUUUUUGCAGUUGUUAGCAUUUAGUCGGCCCCAUUCUCCAUAAUAAUUUAAAAAGAGGGAACAGGUAAACAGGCUAUCAUACUUUAAAAAAGCAUCAGUCAAUAGAUAAUCUGAAUGCCAAAAGCUUUUACAGGACAGAACAAAAUAACAACAGCUUAUUUACUGGCUCACAUUUUGCAGUGUCUAGAUCUGAGUUUGCUCGAUGAAAUAGGACUUUUCUCUUGACAAUAGCGGAACGAAAGAAGCCGUUCUUUCCAAACAAACGUUUCGAACAUUUUUAACUCCCUUUUAACCCUCCUGAAAUGUUUCCCUUAAUAUGGCAGUUAGGCUUAGUGGGUUAUGCUAACUUUGUGUUUACCACCUCUUUCUCUGUGCAGCUGGUACAAAUAUGGAAUCUUUCCACAGGCUCACAAGUAAACAAACAGGCUUUCAUUAAUCAUUACGCAAGGUGAGAGGGUCAUCUGGCCGUUCGCCCUGCAUGGAGUUCCCAUGGAAGUGGCUUUUCCGGGCAGCAGGGGUUUUGUGUGACACAGGUGAAGAUUCCACAGCAAUCUUCACCAGCUAGUCACAAUAGCGCUUCAGUUUAUUUCGCUUGCUGUCGAACUGUCUAUUGUUAGCUAACUAUUUACAUUUGAUUUAUUCAAAUGUCUUCCUCUCCUUUUCUACCAAUGGCUCCGCUUAAAAUUGAAGGAAGAUUGUUAUGAAAAUGAAAAGGUUGCACACAGAUUUACGUCGGACCUCCUGGCAAACCCACUGAUUCUGUUCUAACUGAACUGGUUUCAUAGGUUUUUGCUGUGACAGCCUUGAGAAGGACUUUUUUCUCUAUUUUUUGUUGUUGUUGUUGUUCUCCAUUUUGUGAGGAAACAGAACUUUAAAAAAAAAACAAACCGGAAGAAAUUAAACAAGAAAUAUCUGCAAGACUAGAUAAAAUUUCCAUUCUGGCCCAACUCUGCAGCUGCUGAUUGAAAACUUUUCGUGAGGCACUAAUCACUGAAGCCAGCUGUUGUAGGUGUACUGGGGAAAAAACGCUUGGGCAUCGAUGACACAUACUUUAAAAUAAAUAAAUAAAUACUGCCACCAGCCCACUAUUAUAAUUGCUGCCGUAGGUGGCAACCUCUUACUCGGUGCUCGUCUUUCUUUGACAGCGAUAAUGUUUGUGACGUGAUUGUGUCUGCCUCCGAGCUAACAAAUGAAACGGGGCAGGGGUCAAAUUUUAAACAAAAGGGAAAUACAGAAAAAGCUACAGAGAACAAACGGGCAGUGCAUAAUCACCCUUCACUCCCACACCGUCUCCAUAUGCAGAGGGAAGCUGCAUGAUAAACAUGAUCUCCUGCUGGUUAAUGAAGACCCUCGCUGGGAUAGAUGCAGGCCUGGUAAGGGUAAUGAAUGAGAUGAAGUAAAAUUGAACCUGUAGUGGCAUCGUUCCAGGUUUAAACUUAGCAAUAUUGUUCAGCGCACAUACUUAUGUGUGCAUGGGUGCAAUGAUAGAAACAGACUUUUGGGGAGGGGGGCCGUCUUCCCAGUUUGAAGGUUUUUAAACCCACCUGAGAAUGAAGCCGAUGAAAAACGUACCAAAAAAAUGACACAAGCUGUGCAGAUGAGAGUAGAAGCAUUCUCCAUUGCGCACAUUAUUUUAGCGAAGUGUUUGGUUCCUGCUGUGAACACAAAUUGCAGACCAGCAUAUUUAGAAGGAUACAGUGGAUUUAGCUGCUCAGCUGUUCCUGUUAUAUCAAUAAGUGCCUGAGAUAAUAUCACAAAAUGUUACACAAAGAAGGUUAUGAUGUGAUUUUUUUUUCUGUCAGUGACACUGCAGCACACAAAUUGCAGUGGAUUUUGUGUUGUUGUUUUUUAAUCCAUAUUAAGGGUACACUUUCCUGAACGUUUCUCUUUUAAUAUUUGUAAGAGCCAACACUUGCGGACAGUGAUCAUUGUAUUUGUACUCUGUUUGAUAUGCCUUCAAACAUACUGCAGCAGGAUGUGUUUUAAAGUAUCUCAAAACAAAUGGAAGUUAUUAGAUGCUGAUGUGCAAUUGUUGUGUUUGUUGUUGUUGGGGUUUUUUUCAGAAAACUUUUACAUGAUCUAUUAAGAAAUGUAUGCAGCCACUUCUUCCUGUACAUAUCAAAUUUAGAAUAAAUCAGAAGGCUGUUCCA